Molecule: messenger RNA, 673 nt
Organism: Stegodyphus dumicola
Lineage: Eukaryota; Metazoa; Arthropoda; Arachnida; Araneae; Eresidae
Product: allergen MAG29-like
Molecular function (GO): ATP binding; ATP-dependent protein folding chaperone
Source: RefSeq, a predicted model, not a curated record
GUCCACUGCUUUCAUCUACGUAUUUGACAUCAUUACAUAUUUAUUAAAACUUUCUUUUGAAGGGGGGAUAACAUUAGGAGGCAUAUUGAUUGUGUCUGCUGUAGAUAAGAGUACUGGAAAAGAGAACAAGAUCACUAUUACAAAUGAUAAAGGAAGGUUGUCCAAGGAAGAAAUCGAAAGGAUGGUCAAAGAUGCUGAAAGGUACAAGGAUGGCGAUGACAAGCAAAAGAGUAGAAUUGCAGCCAAGAAUUCUUUAGAAAGCUAUGCUUUCAAUAUCAAAUCUACUAUUAAAGACGAUAAGCUCAAGGAUAAAAUCUCUGAAGAUGAUCGUAGAAAGGUUCUUGAUAAAGUAAAUGAUACAUUGAAAUGGUUAGACAGUAACCAGUUAGCUGAGAAAGAAGAAUUUGAUGACAAGCAAAAAGAACUUGAAAGUAUCUGCAAUCCAAUUAUCACAAAACUGUUCCAGUCUGCAGGUGGUGCACCUGGUGGAAUGCCUGGCGGAUUCCCUGGAGCUGGUGCAGCUCCUGGUGGUGGUAGUACGGAAGUUAAUGUUAUCCCCCCUUCAAAAGAAAGAUACGUAGAUGAAAGCAGUGGACCUCCCAACAGCUUACGAUACUGUGUAGAUAACCGAGAAGACCGUAGUGGCUUGAAGAUGGCAGAGUGGAGAGCAUGA